UUUUAACGUCGGGUUCAAGAAUCAAGCUAUAUUAGACCUUUUCUAACUUUUCACGGUAGAGAUUGACAAUCCAUCCACGAGAGCAAGUCAGAGAUGGUUCUCUUGGAAAACGAUACGUUUUUGACGGAAUUAACCAAGUUAUUCCAGAAGGGUAAAAUUUCAGGAUCCCUAUCGUUGACGAUGAAGAGAUAUGAUGGAAAAACUAAGCCAGAGCCAAGGAAAGGAAGUCUUCCAGAGCCUCACGAAUAUAAAUGUUUACUUAGGGCUACAUUAGGAAACAAAAAGAUAAGCACAGUGAUAAACCAAAAAGAUGUCAACAAAUUUCAAAUGGCCUAUGCAAAUGUUUUAAAAGGAAACAUGGAUGGAUUAAAGAAAAAGGACAAGAAAUCAGCAGCGAAAUCGAAGUCCAAGGCUACACAAUAAUCAUUCAAACGUGUCACUGACCUCACGAGUCAUUGUUACAUCAAGGCUACACAAUGAUCAUUCAAACUUUUCCCUGACCUCAUGAGUCACUGUUACAUCACCCGUUUCAUAAUUCUAGAAUUUGCUCAUUUUAUUAUAGACAUAUUUGCAACUGAUCGUGAGUUUUGUUGUCAAUUUUUUGUAUUCCCUUUGAAUGUAUAGAGAUGACCAAGUCCUUUUAACAGUAGAUUGCACAGAUUUGUCUAAUUUAUUUAGAGAUUUAAGAUUUCCAUCAGAAAUGGUUUUAUAUUUGUGAAGUGUUGGUACACUGCUGGUUGUCUUUUCAGCAGUUAUACAACUUAAAGGAUGGUUAUGCUUAUUUGUUAAUAUAAUCAUGUUGGUGAUCUGAUUAUCACAGAGAGAUACAAAGUUAUAGAAAUUACAAUGGUUUUUUUUAACACAUUGUGAAUGUAGAAUUGUAAAGUAAAAUGUUACAUGCUUAUGUACAUGUAUGCUGUGAUUAGCAAAAUCUAUCACAAUUUCAGGUUAUGGACUGUUUUACACAUUAUGAAUUAGCACUAUGUGUGUUGCAUCAUACACUGUACAUAUGUACAUGUUUUGGCUUUAAUCAUAGAGUAGCCUAAGACUCUAGAAUAUGAUGUAAUUCUGUUAUAUACUUAUAUAAGAUAAUAUUUGACAUACACAUCUUACUGAAGAAAUAAAUAUUUUUGAAAAUA
Ostrea edulis (European flat oyster) is the source of this 1139-nucleotide messenger RNA. Its product is annotated as signal recognition particle 14 kDa protein-like. The transcript has 5 exons. Gene Ontology annotation, biological process: SRP-dependent cotranslational protein targeting to membrane. Bases 94 to 423 code for a protein of 109 amino acids. The record is from RefSeq and is a predicted model, not a curated record. NCBI's taxonomy places the organism in Eukaryota, Metazoa, Mollusca, Bivalvia, Ostreida, Ostreidae. Gene Ontology annotation, cellular component: signal recognition particle, endoplasmic reticulum targeting. Gene Ontology annotation, molecular function: endoplasmic reticulum signal sequence receptor activity; 7S RNA binding.